Molecule: messenger RNA, 1428 nt
Organism: Mesocestoides corti
Lineage: Eukaryota; Metazoa; Platyhelminthes; Cestoda; Cyclophyllidea; Mesocestoididae
Source: the annotation of a GenBank genome assembly
CUUGCGUUGCUGCCUGCCGCGAGGCUGCCUGUUUGGCAAUACUGUGGCACUUGGGCGCUCUCGACCGGCUCAGUGAGUCACCCCUGGGUUGCGAGUGCCUGCCUGAGCGCUCAGUGGGUUCAGUGCGCGUGCGCGCGUGCAGUCACCGGCGUGCAUAAGCCCGGCCAGUGCAACGAAAUUACGACACUGGCGGGUGGUCGUGGUUUCGCGCUCGCCCUCUUCCCUGCGUCCCCAUUGGCUGGACAAACAUGGCUGAGCACGUACCCGUAUGAGUCAGUCUGGGUUCGAUUUUCAGGGAAUGUGGCUCUCUGCUGUUGGUGCGGAGCCACUGAAGGUCACAACUGCGCCGUUUUCGCGACACCCGAGUCUCCGCGCCCUCUGACACGAAAGGGGAGAGGGUUCAAGUCAACUAACAGCAUCAAAACCAUUAAGGGUUACGAUAGUUGGAUGUGCAUGGGCUUCGCCUUGACCCCUUGUAUCAUUUCCGUUCAAAACAGUCAGUUGUUGAAGUCCCGCGGAUUAUUUUAUCAAACUCCACCUUUUUGUCCGUUACGCGUUCGUGUUUUUCUGGAAGCCCUCCAGCAGCACAUCUCCGAUGCCUGGACGUGUGCACACACGUCUGAAUGGUGUGGAUUUCUUCCGCAGUUGACAAAAUCCUUCGCCGAAGCGGCUGGGGCCCCCACCGAGACCACAGCCGCCGUAUCGACCACAGUUCAGCCCAAUGUGAUCCCACAAAACAGUUUUAUCAUUUCCAGCGGUCCAACGGACAGCUCAAACAACCAAAACUACAUUCUAAUCUCGCCAAUAGGCACUGCCGCCGCGGCCGUCUCAUCAUCAAUCACCGCUCCUCUUGUUAGCUCGCCUACCGUUGUCCUUCCGAGCAGCACUGCUGCCGCCGCCGCUGCUGCUGCCGCUGCGACCUCCAGAAACAUCCUUCUUCUCAACGACUCAGUUGCGAAGACGAGUGCUUCGAGCGACGCGAAAGAACUGGAUCACCACCAGGACCUCGUGUCGUCUUCCACCGCUGGUCUGCAGGAAAACUCGCUCCUUGACAGCGACAGCAAUCGUCCGACGCGCCCAUCCUCCUCCGACUCCUCUCUCCUCAGCGGGGCUCCGCCCAUGGGUCGAAGGCGCUAUUCGGGCCUCUCGUCUCGACCGGUGACCGUCGGCGAGUCUUUAACGUCGCAGUUGAACCGGCUCGAGCAGAAGCGCGCGAGGAACCGGGACGCGGCGCGCCGGUGCAGGGAGCGGAAAAUCCGACUGAUCGAAACUCUGGAGAAGAAGGUGUCGCAGCUCACGGAGACGAAUAAGCAGUUGAAGCGGGAGCUGGAGCAGACGCAGAAUGAGGUGGAGUGUCUGCGGCAGUUCGUGGAGCAGCAUUUCAAGUCUCCGGCUGCCGGUGGUUGCACCGUCCCACUAAAGGGCUGA